Colletotrichum karsti is the source of this 219-nucleotide messenger RNA. RefSeq lists its product as uncharacterized. The transcript has 2 exons. NCBI's taxonomy places the organism in Eukaryota, Fungi, Ascomycota, Sordariomycetes, Glomerellales, Glomerellaceae. The coding region runs from base 1 to 219 and encodes 72 amino acids. The record is from RefSeq and is a predicted model, not a curated record.
AUGAGCUUGAGAUACUCUAGAGUCAUGUAUCACACCAAGGAGAACGAGUGGGCCAUCAUCGACGAGGAAGAAGAGGAAGAGCAGCAGAGGCAAGAGCUGAAGCGCCGCGCCAACCUCAGAUUCUUCAUCGGCGCCUCCUUCAUCGUCCUCGCACCCGCCAUGCUCGGCCUCGCUAAUCACGACCCGCACAAGAUUGCAUCUUUUGCGUGGCGGUCGUGA